UUGGCAACGUGGGACUCUGAGAAAGGACUGAACGGUAGCCUGCAAGAACGACGCCUGGGCAAUGACUUACAAGGACUGACACUCAAAGUGGUGACUGUCUUGGAAGAACCUUUUGUGAUGGUGGCGGAGAACAUACUUGGGCAACCAAAACGAUACAAAGGAUUUUCCAUUGAUGUCCUAGAUGCACUAGCCAAGAAUCUGGGCUUCAAGUAUGAGAUAUAUCAAGCUCCUGAUGGCAAAUAUGGACAGCAGCUCCAAAACAGUUCCUGGAAUGGCAUGAUUGGAGAACUCAUUAACAAGAGAGCAGACAUAGCCAUCUCAGCCAUCACUAUAACACCAGAACGAGAGAGUGUUGUGGACUUCAGCAAGCGGUACAUGGACUAUUCGGUGGGGAUCUUAAUCAAAAAGCCUGAAGAGAAAAUCAACAUCUUCUCUCUCUUUGCUCCAUUUGACUUUGCGGUGUGGGCUUGCAUUGCCGCAGCCAUCCCUAUUGUUGGUGUCUUGAUAUUUGUCCUGAACCGGAUCCAGGCAGUCAGGGCGCAGAAUGCUUCCCAGCCAAGCCCUUCUGCAUCCUCCACCCUUCACAGUGCCAUCUGGGUUGUGUACGGAGCCUUUGUCCAGCAAGGGGGUGAAUCUACUGUCAAUUCUGUGGCUAUGCGCAUUGUAAUGGGAAGCUGGUGGCUCUUCACCCUGAUCGUGUGCUCUUCCUACACAGCUAACUUAGCAGCAUUUCUCACAGUAUCAAGGAUGGAUAAUCCUAUAAGAACAUUUCAGGAUCUGUCCAAGCAAAUGGAUAUAUCUUAUGGUACAGUCAGGGAUUCAGCAGUGUACGAAUACUUUAAAGCAAAAGGGACAAACCCUUUGGAGCAGGAUAACACAUUUGCUGAACUGUGGAGGACUAUCAGUAAGAAUAAUGGGGCAGAUAAUUGUGUAUCGAACCCUUCGGAAGGCAUCAGGAAG
Molecule: messenger RNA, 960 nt
Organism: Mesitornis unicolor (brown roatelo)
Lineage: Eukaryota; Metazoa; Chordata; Aves; Mesitornithiformes; Mesitornithidae
Product: glutamate receptor ionotropic, delta-1-like
Exons: 5
Biological process (GO): modulation of chemical synaptic transmission; monoatomic ion transport; synaptic transmission, glutamatergic
Cellular component (GO): plasma membrane; postsynaptic membrane
Molecular function (GO): glutamate-gated receptor activity; transmitter-gated monoatomic ion channel activity involved in regulation of postsynaptic membrane potential
Source: RefSeq, a predicted model, not a curated record